AUGGGAAAAUGGACAGAAGCUAAAUAUGAAACAGAGUUUAUAAGCAAAGUUAGAUCAAUCUUUGAUGGUGAAAAAUAUGUUACUUUUGAAGAAUUUGUUGACAAGUUUGAUGUAAAUAAUAAAUCAACUAGAAUUUACUUUGAGGAAAUAAUAAAGGAAACCUGUGGUGUUUCGAGCUCGGGAAUGACUCACCAACAUACUUCAGGAUUAAGACGAUAUCGUGAACCCUAUUCCUAUGUUCCACGUGAGAAUCCAAGAAAUUUCUACUUUUUACCGGGAUCUUCUCAGGGUAUGAUGGACGUUCCACACUACAGUCCAUUCCUUGGCAACCCCAACCCCAACAACCUCAAUGGUAACCACUACAGCAUCAACCCUAACAACAACAGCGGCAAUAACAACACUUCUACAGCGAUCAACCACCAGCAGCAUUUCGAUCAAUUGAAUCAGCAGACCCAACAGGUUCUCCAACACGUUCGUUCACAGAUGGCAUCGUCAUUGUCAUCAUCUCUCAACACCAAUCUACCAAACAACAACAACAACAGUAACCAACAACAGACUGCCACCGCCAGUCUCUUGAUUCCAUUUUCUAUGCAUUCGUCGUCGUCGUCGAGUGGUGCAACUACCUCCUCGUCAAACUCACAGUCGUCAUCGACUUCAUCGUCGACCACCAGCAACAAUCCACUGCUUCCCAUCCCAAUGCCACCUUUCAAUAGCUCUUCAUCGUCAUCAUCUUCGUCACCGUCAAACUCCACCUCCACACCUGUAUCACCAUCACUCCAACCGUUUGAAUUUGCACCACCCCGAUUGUUGCGACUUCCAAUCACCAGAAAUCUCCACUUAAACUCAUCAAUUAUAAAUUCUCCACCAUCUUCACCACCGACCUCCAACCACAACCUUCCUACAACCACAUCAUUUUUCUCAUCACCAUACCAUAACAAUCUCUAG
Messenger RNA from Heterostelium album PN500, 945 nucleotides. RefSeq lists its product as uncharacterized. The record is from RefSeq and is a predicted model, not a curated record. Bases 1 to 945 code for a protein of 314 amino acids. NCBI's taxonomy places the organism in Eukaryota, Evosea, Eumycetozoa, Acytosteliales, Acytosteliaceae. The transcript has 2 exons.